Ruditapes philippinarum (Manila clam) is the source of this 4948-nucleotide messenger RNA. RefSeq lists its product as uncharacterized. The record is from RefSeq and is a predicted model, not a curated record. The transcript has 7 exons. Bases 314 to 4870 code for a protein of 1518 amino acids. Lineage: Eukaryota; Metazoa; Mollusca; Bivalvia; Venerida; Veneridae.
AAUAACAAAGCGUAUAAUUAAAGCCGUGAUUAUAUUACAGAUAUUUAAGUCAUUUUACAAGUGUCUCGGUUGUUAUAAACAUUAUUUGUUUCAAUAUCUAAAACAUUCAAAGGGCUGAAGAAUGUAUUGAACAUGCAGUGAGUAAAGUAACUUAUUAGUACAGUAUUAUUUACUGUUUUAGGAGGGAAACUUGCAUUUAUGCUUGGUAGUAACUAGAGUUUCCUUAAAAGAUGGACGCAGUCAAGCGACGGUUGGGCUGUGGUGCAAGGGAAGCCGACCAAAGAAAUGAUCAUACGAGUUAACUGUAAAAAAUAUGAGUAUGUCUGAUCUUGAAGACCCGCUGUACAAGAACUGGGUGCGUUCUGCCCUGAGUCUAAAGUACCUUAAAGAAGGCAUAUAUGGCUUUGUUGACCAAUUUUCAAAACAACAUCAUAGCAACCUUCUUCAAAGUUACAUAAAGGGUACCGGGUCCCCUGCGACCAGUUGCACUGAAUGUACAUCCGAAAAUCUCAUGCCAGAUCAUCCAAGACAUCAAUGUAUUCAAAAAUUUAGAUCCAAGUGUUUCUGUAACAAUCCUGUUGGACGACGAAAAUGUCCUAACAACUUCUGCAGUAGAUUGUAUGACUUAAUUGUUAUUGCUCAUGACGAAAGAAACCCUUUAUGGAUCAAUACGGACCCAGGAAAAUGGUAUAUGGAUCAUUGGGAAAUCGCUAAGUGUUACCUGUCAACUACUGGUUAUUCAGAACAAGGGACAGCUGGAGACACAGACGUUGCUGGCCUAUUGUCAAUUAUUGUGAAUAACAUCGAGAUCCGUAAUUACGUUGAUUUCAUAGAUAAUAUAAGAAAGGUUCGGGAUAUCCGCAAUGAUAUUAUGCAUUCAAAAUCCUUCCAAGUGGAUCAAAGAUCUUUAUAUCAAUAUAUCGAUCAGAUUAUUUUGGUUCUUCAAGAUCCCAAGACAUUAGUCACAGAUGUUGCUGCUCAAAAUGCCGUUGUAAAACUGGAAAAGUUAAAGAGAGAUCAGAUAUACAUAAGCUUAGAAGAUGCUUAUGAAAUGCGGAGACAAGCUUUAAAAGCUGUUGAGGAUGGUAAAAAAGAAAUCGAGAACACUAAGGACGAAGUCAUUCAACAAAUCGAGACGAAGAGACAAGAAAUUCAUGAUGAUUUAGAUUCACACUUUGGACAGCGAUUACUGGAACAAAACAAGGAAAUCAAAGCAGUUACGAUACGUAUGCAAACGGAGAAGAAUGAGAUUAAAAGAAGUUGUCAAACAGCUUUGAACGAAAUUGGAGCCAAGGGGAAGCAGAUUACAGAUAACAUCGAUGCAUACUUUGAAAGUCGACUGGAUGACCAUGAAAAGCAGUCUAAAGACAUUUCUGAUGUUAAAACUCUGAAUUCUUCGCUAACUGAAGAUGAAAAAGGUCUCCAAAGAUAUUUACUAGGAUUUUAUAGAAAGGAAUAUGUUAAGAUACCAGUUUCUCCACUUUCUACAAAAUACAGGAAAAGCGUUGAGGAGCUUUAUGUCCCGUUACAGGCACAGAUAUUUUUCAAACACAAGAAUGUAGCGGCCACCAAACUAGAUGAAGUGUUUCAACAAGACGGUAAAGUCAUGCGCAGCAUUUAUCUUACAGGAGAAGCAGGGAUAGGAAAAUCAACUUUUUGCAGGAAAUUGAUUUCACAAUGGUGCAUUGUUACUGAAAAUGUAGGGAAAAUACCACACGAUUAUAAUCAUGUUUUUGAUGGGUUUGAUGAUUACACGUAUGAUUUUGAGUAUGAGAGUCUAUCCGAUGAUAGUGAUACAUACAGUGAUUAUAGCUCACUAAGUGAUCAAGACCUAAGCACAGAUACAACGGGAAAUGCUUUCUCAAGUCAUAAAAAUAAUCAAGAUCCCCUCAGUUCAGUCGCUAAAAGUUCACAGAUCAACGAAGACGAUACAAAUAAUGUAUCAAUCCAAAUGUUUGAUUUCCUUUUCUUCAUAUCUCUUCGCGAUACUUAUCUAGAGGUUUCCAUUGAAGACAUGGUAGAAAAACAGCUUCUUUUUCAAGAUUCAAAACGUGUCGAAUGUUUUAAAAGCACCAUAAAUAGAAUUCCAGAGAAAUGCCUUUUUAUUCUUGAUGGAUUGGAUGAGUGGACACAACCCAAACCUUUGCCAACACACCCCACUGUCACAAGAGGUUUGCCUUUAAGCUCUGUUAGUGGAAACUAUGUCAAAUUGUUUACGACUCGUAGAUGGAAAUACGAGAGUCUCAGUCCAUGCAUUGAAGAACAUGAAUCAGAAGUUAGAUUGACGGGCAUAGGGAAGACAGCAUCAAAGAUGGUCAUUGAAAAUAUGUUAGUGUCAAAAGAUCAAAUAUUUGCAUUUGAAACGGCAGUUCGUUUGAGCGACGCAAAUGAUUUGGGGUCUAUUCCUCUACUACUCAAAUUACUAAUUUGUUUAUGGCAAGAAAAUUCUAAACUGGAAAAUUCUAAAACAGAGUUGUAUUGUUCAAUUAUAAAUAUUAUGCUUCAUCUGGCUGAAAAGAGAAAUGAUUUGAGUAUUUGUAAUCAGACUCAUGAAUUACCACAAAUGUUGGGGGUGUUUCGUUACAUUAAAGACAAUAGCAACCUUGUUUUCAAGCUUUCGCAAUUUGCAUUUUAUUCAUUGUUUAAAGAACCCUAUGGGUCUACAGUCGUAUUUUCUGAGUUUGAUAUUUCACAGCAAGGUUUGAGUUCAGGAGAAAUUCAUCUUUUUCUCCAAACGGGAAUUCUUACACAAAAGUGUGUAUCAAGUCAAUCAACUUUUAUCCCGAAAACAUCAUUGUCGUUUAUCCAUAAAAGUUUUCAAGAGUUUUUUGCAGCCGUGUAUACUGCUAUUGCUGACAGUGACAGAAAUGAAAUAAGAAACAUUAUUGCCUGCAGAUGCGGUAACACGUUUCAAAUUGUUGAGAUGGCAAAUGUCUUUUACUUCUUAGCAGACUUACACCAAAACUUGUACCAAAAUAUAUUAAAGGAAAUAGCAUCACAAUAUCGUGACAGGGGCAUCUCCUUUGGCCACGAACUGGAUCUCAUGUUGAAAUUAAAUGAAAAAGAUAGUUGUCUUAUUGAUAUAUUCUUAAGAGGUAAUCCAAAAUCCGUUGUGAUAGAAUCAACAAAGUACGGCAUAAAGGAGAAUUUUUUUUCAAGGCAAAACCAACAGCUUCAACUUUUAGAGCUCCGAAGUGUGAAUAUGGCACAUAUUGAAUUCAAGAGAUUGCUGGAAAGUAUUUCAAUGUCAGGAAAAGGAGUUGAUGUCACUCUAAUAUGCAUAGGUUGGAUAGACGAAUAUUUUGAAAGAGAAGUGUUCUUUGUUGAGGUAGGGAACGUAAGAAAAUUGAAAAUUAAAUUCACAAACCUUACUAGAGUGAAAUUUAUGCUGCCUCAAAAUAUUUGUACUGUUAAAUUUACUGAGAAUGACAUGGCAGACAGUGGUUUGAGCACAAUGAUAAAUUCUGUUUCAAAAACAAGAAAUGAUAUUGAAAUGACCUUCCGUCGUAUAAAGUUCAGAAAAUAUAAAUAUACGCAUUGGAAUUCUGAAUGUCCACUUUUGAAUAUCACUAUUAAACCUUGUGAAAUUAAUAAACGCAUCGAAAUAAGGGAAAUAAAAAUUUGUAAAAGUAAUAUUACUCAUACAGGUACAUGUUCUGAUUUGCAGAAUGUACAAUUGAGAGAAUUAACGAUUGAACUUGUUGACCUCGCAAACGUGUCGUUUUCUUCUGAAGAAAUUGACAAUUUUCAUCUGAUAAAAGCAAAAUCACAUGAUUUAGGUAAGUUUAAAGUUUCAAGUGAAAAUCGACAGCUUCAGGUUUUAGAGCUAGAGUGUGUAUGUGUGAAAAUGACAGCAUUCACGUCAUUUCUAAAAAAUAUUCCUAUGUCGAAGAAUGUUGUUGAUGUGACUCUAGUAAAUGUCAUUUGGAUCGAAGAAGACAUAUCCCGAGAGUUUUUGAUUGAUGUAAAAAAUAUAAGGAAAUUAAAAAUUCAAUCUACAAAUCUUACAAAAAUAGAAUGGAAGCUGUCUAAGAAUAUACGUACUGUUGAAUUGAUUGAUUCUACUCUAACAUCCAGAAAUCUGUCUGCAAUAAUCGAAUCAUUUCGAGAUACAGAAGUUGAUGUUGAAUUGAACUUGAAUUAUACAUUGUGCUCUGUAUCCAAAAUAGUACUGAAUCGUUCUCAAAUAAUCGAUAAUGUGACAUUAAAGCAAACCAUGAUAAGCACAGAAAGCGUGUCUCAAGAAAACAUCUGUAAGUUUCAAAGAUGUCCGCUUAACGAGUUAUGGCUUAUAAAUACAAUUUUCAUGGAUGUGGCCGUAAAUUCAAAGGACUUUGACGUUAUCAACUUUGAGAAUGUAAAAAUCAAAAUUAAAGAACUACAGAACAUCCUAGGGGAACAAAUAAUUGGACAUCUUUGUACGGUCUUAGGAAAAUUCAAACAAAAUGAUACCGUUACAUUUACAGGUAGCAAUGCUGAUAAAGUACUUAUAAGUGAUAAUUUUAACCUAAGAUAUGACAAUAAUUGUGCUCGAAUUAAGAUUAGUGUAAAUGACAAUGAAGUGUUAUCCGUGUUUACUAUAUCACCUUCAAUUAUCUUCAAUUUUUCCGCUAUGAGAACAACAUUAAAUAUCAUUCCACGAAUCGAGCAAAUGAAAUUGAAUUUACAGUUUGAAUAUAUUUCUGAUUUGCGUUUUGAAAGAUGUUUAAAAAAUGUAAUACGACUAAUAAGAGACAAUGAUUUCAAAAUAUUUUCUGUAACGAUUGGAUAUACAGAGAAAAAUAAGAAAUUGAAAUAUUUUGAGGCAUAUAUAAAUGAUACAUUAAAACCCACCAAAAUAUAUAACUGUGAAGGACCUGUGAGGAUAUAACGUAUUUCAAGGCUUUAAAGUGUUUAAUUUGAUAUCUUUUGAAUGUAUGUUCUUUUGUAUGUGCAAUAAAUGUUUGUA